This is a messenger RNA of Funneliformis caledonium, 309 nucleotides long. The record is from the annotation of a GenBank genome assembly. NCBI's taxonomy places the organism in Eukaryota, Fungi, Glomeromycota, Glomeromycetes, Glomerales, Glomeraceae.
AUGACCGAUUAUAAAGACAAUAAUUUAACAUAUGUCGAAGAAGAUGAUAAAAAGUAUGAUUGUAGUUUAGCACAAGCAUUUGACCAAUACAUCCUUUGUUACACUAUUGGAGGUCAAGCGACAAAUUAUUAUAGAUACGGAGAACGUAAAAAUUGCAAAACAAGCUGGGAAAAUUUAAAAUUUUGUUUACAACUUAAAUCCAAACCUAUUGAAAUUCGUAAAAAAAUUAUAUUGGAAAGAGAAGCUCUUAAGGCAGAACAAAAAAGUAAAGAAAAGAAUUCUUUAGAUGUUUGGGAAAUUAGAGAGUAA